Messenger RNA from Oryza sativa Japonica Group (Japanese rice), 2510 nucleotides. Its product is annotated as mitochondrial import inner membrane translocase subunit TIM44-2. Gene Ontology annotation, biological process: protein import into mitochondrial matrix. Gene Ontology annotation, molecular function: protein-folding chaperone binding. The record is from RefSeq and is a predicted model, not a curated record. Gene Ontology annotation, cellular component: mitochondrial inner membrane. NCBI's taxonomy places the organism in Eukaryota, Viridiplantae, Streptophyta, Magnoliopsida, Poales, Poaceae.
CGGCCUUCAUCCAAACACCAGGCUAACCUAUCCCUCGUGUAAAAAAAUCCUAGGGCCGCCUUAGUCUUUCUCCCCUCUCCCCUCUCCCCCUCCCGCCCGCCUCUCCUCCCCUCCCCCCCGCCCGGGCGCCGCCACCUCCCCCGCCCUGCGAGCCUCGCCGAAGCCCCCCGCCGCUUCCUUCCGUUCCCCCUCCAGCGAUGGCGACCUCGGCGCUGCUCCGGGCUCUGAGGCGGCCCUCGUCGGAAGCCGCGCUGCGAUUGGCAGCAAGUGUCAGGGUGCAAGGAGUUACUGGAUAUAGGCAUUUGAAUAAUCGGAAUCUAAGUGUCUUUAAUGAGUUCUCAAAACAAUUGAAGGGGGAGGCUAAGAGUAAUCCUGAGUUCCAGAAAUCCAUGAAGGAAUUCAGUGAGAAACUUAGUGGGGUAAAAGAAGAUCUUAAAGUAAGGACUAAGCAAACAGCUGAGACAAUUUACAAGAGCGUUGAUGAUGUUUUGACUGAAGCUGAGGCAACAUCUAAAAAGGUUACUGCAAAUGUGAAAGAAAAAAUGUCUGCCGCUACAGAAGAGGUAAAGGAGAGUUUUAGACUAGGAAAAGAAGAUACUUCAAGUUGUAAGGAUGGCUCACCUGAAACUUCGAAACAUGAGUACUCUGAGACAUCGUCACAUUCAGAUGACAAGUCACAAGCUGGCACAAGUGGCUAUACAUUGUUUAAUAAACUGAGGUCAACACUUUCAUCUGCUUCACCUGUGCUGUCUGGUGCAUUUGCAAAGUUGAGGGAUACUAGAGUCUCAACUUAUGCUAAGCAGGGAUAUGAAAUUUUCAAAGAUGAGCUAAGCUCUAGCUCUAGCAGAAAGAAGAGAAAUCAUGCCAGGCAUGCUUCUGCUGGAACAGUUGAAAAGAGUACUCGAACUGAGUUAGUUAUUGUACCAACAAAGAAAUCAGUACUGGGUGAAAAGUGGGAAGCAUUUAAGAAUAAGAUGCGAGGUCAUCCAGCCUAUAAGAGAGUGAAUGAAUAUACCAAACCAGUCGUCAACAUAGGACAAGAGGUAGCUGAGGAUGUACGAGAGCGGUGGGAGACAAGUGACAAUCCAGUGGUUCAGAAAAUUCAAGAUUUGAAUGAAUCUAUUUUUGAGGAAACCGCAACUGCAGUGUCUUUCAGGGAAAUUCGGCAGAGAGACCCAUCCUUUUCUUUGCCUGAUUUUGCUGGUGAUGUUCAAGAAAUGAUUAAACCUGUUCUUACUGCAUAUUCCAAGGGUGAUGUGAAGACCUUAAAAAAGUAUUGCACCAAGGAAGUGAUUGAACGCUGCAAAGGAGAGAGAGAUGCUUAUGCAUCACAGGGCAUAUUUUUCGAUCACAAAAUUUUGCAUAUUUCAGAUGCUGAUGUAAGAGAAACAAAAAUGAUGGGAUCUACGCCCAUCAUUAUUGUAGGGUUCCAAACACAGCAAAUUUACUGUGUUCGUGAUAGGGAAGGACAAGUAACAGAAGGAGGGCAGGACACCAUCCAAACCGUCUUUUAUGCAUGGGCCAUGCAACUGAUGGAUAGUGAUGAGGUGCCAGAGGAAGAGUCAUAUUACCCGGUUUGGCGGUUGCGUGAGAUCCAGCAAGUUGGUAUCAAAGCUCUCAUAUAGAGUAGGUCUUCUCUUCUCUUGCUAUUUCUUUCUCAAUUGGAUCAGUCAUUGCCAAACAUGCAUUCGCUAUUUGGGAUGGAAGAGCCUAACACUUCGAACUUAUGCUGCUGUACGAUGUGAUCCUCUCAGUUCAGUGCAAGCAAUUUUCAACAAAUAGUUUCAUAUAAUUUAUACUGAUGAUAGAAACCUCUUCUCAAUCUCUCUCUCUCUCUCUCUCUCUCUCUCUCUCUCUCUCUCUCUCUCUCUCUCUCUCUCUCUCUCUGCCCCCCGCUGAUGUAUCUAAUGUCUACUAUGUUUUUUUUUUGUGAAGUCAGCUGUUCUUUUUGCAUGUUGGCUGAAAAAGAUUGUAUAAGUUUUGUAACAACAUUUUUUUUUGUCCCUACUUGGAAAAGAAUGCACCGGAGUCUUGGGAGCAUUUUCUAUCCAAGAGAUUAUUUAGAGGAGGAAAGCAGCCACCUGGUGCGAACAUUAUGACUACAAGUUGGUAACAGAGUAACCUGAUGGUUGAAAGCAUGUUCUGUGGUUUCAUUUUUUUUUGUCCCUACUUGGAAAAGAAUGCACCGGAGUCUUGGGAGCAUUUUCUAUCCAAGAGAUUAUUUAGAGGAGGAAAGCAGCCACCUGGUGCGAACAUUAUGACUACAAGUUGGUAACAGAGUAACCUGAUGGUUGAAAGCAUGUUCUGUGGUUUCAGUGUUGAGGUUGAAAAUUAUCUUAAUGUUUUGGCUUUUGACAGUGGCAUUUUGUUUGUUUGCCUUCAUUAACAUUCACUUCGUAUUUCGUACAGUGUAUUUUCCGUAUCAUCUCAAGUUUGGCUGACCACAACUGCAAAUUUGUUCAACAUGAAAUGAUAUGCUCAUACGCGACAUGAAACGACGCAAUUGUCUA